AUCCCCCUUGACGACAACGCCCUCCGGCCGGUAUUGACCGAACUCCGUCCCUACUGGCUCUCUGCUCAUGCACACCGCGUUGCCCGGCACAGCUAGAGCCCCCUUUCUGCCUCCUUGGUCCGAGACGGCCUCCAAAGCAAGAAACACCGCCAUGGCCAUGAUUCCGCACGGGCUCCAGCUCCGUCCGGAUCAGCUCACAAGGAGGGGCUCCGCUGUCCUGGCGGCGGCGGCGUGCCUGUCGCUCUACCUGCUCAUCAGGCCAACGCUGUCACCCCGGACCAAGUCGCCCAAGACAGACAUUGUGCGCGUGAGAAGCCGCUCGGGGAUCGAUCCGGCUGAUCCGGAGAAGCCGGCGCCGUAUCCCCCGGAUCUGUUCCCGGGCGGGAGAGACGUCGAGACGGUGUACGGCACCGUCCGGGUGUUUGAGUGGGGGCCCGAGGACGGCGACAAGGUGCUUCUGGUGCAUGGCAUCGGCACGCCGUGCAUUGCGCUGGGCAGCAUGGCCCGGGAGCUUGUGCGGAAGGGGUACAGGGUGAUGCUCUUUGAUCUUUUCGGGAGAGGCUACUCUGACGGCCCGUCCAACGUGGCUUACGACGAGUGUCUUUACACCACUCAGAUUCUCCUCGUCCUGGCAUCUUCGUCGUUGCCCUGGACCGGCGCGUCUUCCUUCCACCUUGUUGGCUACUCGCUAGGGGGUGCCCUCGCCGCCGCCUUUGCAGCAUACCACUCUCACAUGCUGCGCUCUCUCACCGUCGUCUGCCCGGGGGGGCUCGUGCGCGAGUCGCACCUCGGCUGGAGGAGCCGCCUCAUGUACUCUCAUAACCUGCUGCCCGAGUGGCUCCUCCGGCGCUGGGUGCGGUCACGCAUCGAGCCGCAGCACGGACAGAGCGCGGACGUGCCCAAUGGCGGCGGCGACGGCGAAGACGAAGGGGGCCAGGCAGACGUCAACUUUGACGACGUCCCAAUCUCCGUCGAUAGGAGCAGUAACGUCGUCGUCCGGGUCGGGGACGUGGUGCGCUGGCAGCUGGAUGCCAACCCGGCCUUUGUCGACGCAUACAUGAGCACCAUUCGCUACGCGCCCAUCUACGGGCAGCACGACAAGGUGUGGGCCGUCUUGGGUGAGACGCUCGCCGCGAACAGGGAGCUCGGCCAGGGCUUGCAGCGGGUGUGCGUUGUGCUGGGCGAUCGGGACACGCUCGUUGUCAAGGACGAGUGGAUCGAGGACACGAGGGCGGUUCUGGGCGAGGAUGGCGUGGAUGUGCGUGUGCUUCCCGGGGGUCACGAGAUUGCCAUUUCAAAGGGCAAGGAGGUUGCCAAUGUUGCCAAUGUUGCCAUUUCAUCGUGGAAGAGCUGCCGGCUGGGUGGUGGGAAAGCGUCAAAGAGCAGAGGGAGUGAGAGCGCAAGUGAGAGCGGGAGUGGGAGUGGCAGUGGGACGAGGUCUAAGAGGAAUAGAUAUAGAAACUAG
This is a messenger RNA of Trichoderma reesei QM6a, 1465 nucleotides long. RefSeq lists its product as uncharacterized. NCBI's taxonomy places the organism in Eukaryota, Fungi, Ascomycota, Sordariomycetes, Hypocreales, Hypocreaceae. The transcript has 2 exons. Gene Ontology annotation, biological process: regulation of lipid storage. Gene Ontology annotation, cellular component: endoplasmic reticulum. Bases 68 to 1465 code for a protein of 465 amino acids. The record is from RefSeq and is a predicted model, not a curated record.